GAAGUGCAUAAACAUCUCAGAUUCCUUAUUAUUAAAAUCUUGGCAAUGCAUGGAAGUGUGAUUACUUUAUGCUUCAGCACCAGUCCUUAAACAAGAAAUACGAAAAUGAGCAACAACAGCCAAUUGUGUCAUGUGAAUGAAAAUACUGCAUAUAUUACUCUGACUGUACUCUACACUACAGUUCUUGUUGGUGGAACAAUCGGUAUCAUUAUAAUGAUUUUUCUUUUAAAUAGAACGAACACACGCUCUUUGACCACCACUGCAGUCAUUAAUCUCUUAGUGGUCCAUGGAAUCUUUCUUCUCACAGUUCCAUUUCGAAUCACCUAUUAUGUCAAAAGAAAGUGGGUCUUUGGAUAUGAAUUUUGCAAGAUAAUAAGUGCCUCGAUACACAUCCACACAUACCUUUCCUUUAUAUUUUAUGUGGCUAUGCUAAUCAUCAGGUACAUUAGCUACUUCAAACAAAAGGAUAAGAUUGAAUUCUACAGGAAACUCCACUCGGUUGUGGCUAGUGCAGCAGUAUGGAUUAUCAUAAUACUAGUUAUGUUUCCUUCAUUCUAUUUACGAUAUGGGGACUCUAAUGACAGAAAUUCCACAGAAGUGUGUUUUAGGUUCCAAGCAGCAUUCAAUAAGUCUUCUGUGAGAAUCUUGAACUACAUUGUGGUUGUGGUCAUGGUCAGUGCCAUAUGUCUUCUUCUGGCUGUACAAAUUUUCAUCAUUGUAAAGGUUGUUAAGAAACUGAAGAAAUCUGCUCUGGAUCAUCAAGAGUUCUGGGCUCAGUUAAAAAGUUUAUUUUUUAUUUUAGUCAUGGUAAUUUGCUUCUUUCCCUAUCACAUGUUUCGGAUCUACUACAUAAAGAAUCGAGAGAAUUGCUACUAUUACUAUUACAAUGAGAUCUGCCUUGGUAUCACCGCUCUCAGCUGCUUGGAUCUACUCUCAUUUGCAGUACAAACUUAUUUCCAGAAAGUGCUUAAACACAUGAGAUGCAACUUUAGAUGUAUAUGUUGACCACUUCAUCAAAAAAAUGCCAUGUUCAGAGUUUUGAUUAUUUGUUGAGAAAACCUGUUUUCAGGAAGUGCCGUAUUUGCCGGCGUAACA
This is a messenger RNA of Rana temporaria (common frog), 1095 nucleotides long. It is a transcript of the gene GPR141, whose product is annotated as G protein-coupled receptor 141. Gene Ontology annotation, cellular component: membrane. The coding region runs from base 106 to 1005 and encodes 299 amino acids. Gene Ontology annotation, molecular function: G protein-coupled receptor activity; oxysterol binding. The record is from RefSeq and is a predicted model, not a curated record. The transcript has 2 exons. Gene Ontology annotation, biological process: G protein-coupled receptor signaling pathway. NCBI's taxonomy places the organism in Eukaryota, Metazoa, Chordata, Amphibia, Anura, Ranidae.